This is a messenger RNA of Penicillium cinerascens, 1374 nucleotides long. RefSeq lists its product as uncharacterized. Gene Ontology annotation, molecular function: D-serine ammonia-lyase activity. Lineage: Eukaryota; Fungi; Ascomycota; Eurotiomycetes; Eurotiales; Aspergillaceae. The transcript has 2 exons. The record is from RefSeq and is a predicted model, not a curated record. Gene Ontology annotation, biological process: D-serine catabolic process. Bases 1 to 1374 code for a protein of 457 amino acids.
AUGGCAGCCGUGAGUCUUCCAUCCAAGGCAGACUUGGCCCAGUUCUGGGUCCGCAAAGACAUCGCCGAUGUACCCAAACCCGCCGCAGUGCUGGACCGGGCAAUCAUCCGACGACAUUGCGAGCGGAUGAAGCACACCAUCAAGACCCUCAACGUCGGGUUCAGAGCCCACGUCAAGACACACAAGACCCUCGAAGUCGCCGCAAUGCAAGUCGACACCAACAACCCCGAGGCAAACUUCAUCGCCUCCACACUCCUGGAAAUCGAAAGCCUCACACGGCUACUAAAAGCCCUAAAACGAGAACAACGCAUCAACAUCCUGUACGGCAUCCCACUCGUCCCAUCCAAGGUAUCCCGCCUUGCCCAACUCGCAGCAGAGCUAGGCGAAGACAGCAUCUCGGUCAUGAUCGACCACCCAGAUCAAAUCCCCUUCCUGACUAAAUUUGCUGAGAUUGCGGGAUUCCCGGCUUGUGUCUUUGUCAAGGUUGACACGGGCUACCACCGCGCCGGUCUCCCACCCGUAUCGUUGAAUAAGAACGGACUGCUGGAGAAACUAGCAGAAGCUGAGAAAGCGGGAUAUGCACGCUUGCUGGGAUUGUAUUCCCAUAGUAGUCUCAGCUACAGCGCCACGACGGCUGAGCAGGCAAUGGGUCAUUUAAUUGGUGAGAUUCACGGAUGCAAGGUUGCGUUGAAUAAAUGGUUACCUCUGCUUCCGAAACGGGAGCUGGUUAUUAGUGUCGGGGCGACGCCGCAGGUGUCUUGUUCGAAUAACCUGGUUCAUGGAACGUCUUCUCCCGAGGCGGAGGAAUUGAUGGCGCUACUGAAGGAUCCUUGUCCUGAGAGUACGGACGCGAAGGUUAAGAUUGAGCUGCAUGCGGGCAAUUAUCCGGUGCUGGAUAUGCAGCAGGUUUCUACGAAUGCGAGGGAUGGCGCUGGGGAGCUAGAGGAUGAGAUCGCGAUGUCGGUUGUUGCGGAGGUGUGCAGUGUUUAUAACGAUGGAGAGCGGGAGAAGUCGGAGGCGCUUCUUGCGGCCGGGACGUUGGCGCUUGGAAGGGAGCCUUGUCCGAGUUAUUCGGGAUGGGGUGUUCUCUCUUCGUGGAGACAGAAGGAUGUUGCGUCUAGGUUGGUCGUGGAGCGGAUCAGUCAAGAGCAUGCGAUUGUUGCGUGGGAGGAUGGUAAGAAGGAGAAGAUUCCGCUGGAGAUUGGACAGGUUGUCAAGGUCUUCCCUAACCAUGCGUGUGUGACGGGGGCAUACUAUGGCUGGUACUUUGUCGUGGACUCGGAUGAGGAUCCAUCAGCCUCGACGAUUGUGGAUGUCUGGAUUCGAGGACGAAGCGAGUUUACUGAUCCGUUGCUUGCAACGAGAUUCCAGUAA